Molecule: messenger RNA, 1112 nt
Organism: Symbiodinium necroappetens
Lineage: Eukaryota; Dinophyceae; Suessiales; Symbiodiniaceae
Source: the annotation of a GenBank genome assembly
GUGAUCAGAAAUGUGUAAUCGACAACCAUGAGGUGGAAAUUCUUCAUGGCCCUCUCACGGAGGGUGAGCCUUCGUAUGCUGAGAACUGCUGCCAGCAAAUGCGCCCAGCGAGCAUUGGAAGCUUGUCCAGUGCCGAGAUGUGUUCGGCCAAGCUGGUGGAGAGGAACCGCACAGUCAGUAUGUCCAGCAGACCGGGGCCCGAGUGGUCGUCCGAAACCCUCUCCGUCCUUCUGAGCCCACGGCUGCUCGGAUUCCUGCCAGAGUACGCCUCCAUCCUGGGAGCUGUUGCCGGAGCGCACUUUGUCCGUGCAGUUGCUCCUGCUUAUGGCAUCCCUGUGAUCGUGCACUCCGACCACUGCGCCAAGAAGCUGUUGCCUUGGUUCGAUGGCAUGCUCGAAGCCGACGAAGCAUUCUUCAAGCAGCAUGGCGAGCCCCUCUUCUCUUCGCACAUGUUGGACCUGUCCGAAGAGCCCGACGAGGAGAACAUUGCCAUCUGCGCAAAGUACUUGACCCGCAUGGCCCCCAUGAAGCAGAUCUUGGAGAUGGAGAUUGGAAUCACCGGCGGCGUGGAAGAUGGCGUGGACAACAGCGGAGCCGCCAAGGAGAAGCUCUACUCCACUCCUGCGGAUGUGUUCGCUGUCUACAAGGCCCUCAAUCCUAUCUCCCCGAUGUUCACCAUCGCUGCGGCUUUCGGCAACGUCCAUGGCGUUUACAAGGCCGGAAACGUCGUGCUGAAGCCCGAGCUGCUAGAGGAGAUGCAGGUUUACGCACGUGAGCAGAUCAAGUCCACGACCGGACAGGACAUUGAGCGGCCUUUGAACUUUGUCUUCCACGGGGGCUCUGGAUCUGAGAAGCAUCACAUCACCACCGCACUGAAUGCGGGAGUUGUGAAGAUGAACGUGGACACCGACACGCAGUGGGCAUACUGGGAGGGCCUUCUCAAGUUCUACAAGGCGAAGGAAGGUUACCUGCAGGGCCAGAUCGGCAACCCGGAAGGUGAGGACAAGCCAAACAAGAGCUUCUACGACCCGCGCAAGUGGAUCCGUGAAUGCGAGAAUUCCAUGGUGAAGCGAGUGAAGGAGAGCUGCGCAGACUUGGCGAACACGAACUGA